CACUGAAUCAAAACCACACCUCUCACAUACUUUGACCAGUUGCCUUGCCGCUCCUAUCACACCCCUCUCCCCCUCGGCUACCCCACUCUGAUCUUUUGAGAGAAACUGCGAGCAGAAGCGGCCUCUGUUUGAGAGAAGAAAAGGCUGGAGAACCACCCUUCUUUCUCUUUGUCUCUUGAAGAAAACCCUAACUCACCUCAGUACCCCCAUAUUACGCUUAAAAACAAAAGGGAAACAGAAAACACCCAAAGAGAGUUAGCUUCCAUUCAUCUCUAUCUCUUUCUUCCCUGAUGGAACUAUCAAUUUCAUGAUCCUGGGCUGUUUAUUCCAUUCUUUACACCAUCAUAUACCCUUUUGUCCAAAACCAAGUAAAAGCAAGCCAAACGCUGUCUUCUUUGUAGAUCAGAGCUUUAAAGACAACUUGGGCUUCUCCCCCCUUCUUAAAUGAGCCUGAUCGAGUCUGUGUGGUAAGUCAAUAAGUAAGCACGCAAAAAUCUCACUGCAUAUAUAGAUACAUCUCUCUCUCUCUCUCUCUCUCCAUAUCUCUGUCUUUCUUUUACGUCUUUCCCUUUUAGUUUCUCUCUCUUUUUCUUGAAGAAAAAUGGAUUCUGGCAAUAGUGGAAGUAUGCAAUCCUCCAGUGGUGGAGAUGAAGAGUAUGAUUCACGCGCUGAGUCAAUCUCAGCUUUCUUGAACAACAAUAACAACCCAUUAAGCCAUGUUGGUCCCAUGUCUAGUAACCCACCACCACAACCAGAACACCACCACCACCAAACCCACCACUCUUCUUCAUCAUCAACGAUGUUGUUUGACCCUUUAUCAAACUAUUUUGAUCCUUUAUCAUCAGCAUCAUCAAGAUCACCACCACCUCCUUUCACGAACCCAAAUUCACUCCUCAAUCUUGAUAUGGUUUGGUCUAAGAACUUAAGAUCUGAACCCAAUUGCACUGAUCUUGGUGGCUUCAUUUCGUCUUCCUCACCAACCCAACAGUUGUUUACCAACCAAACUCAAACUAGAACCACUUUUCAGUCUCUACCACCACAUGGACAUGAAAGUGCUACAAGAGGUCCAGUUUCAGUUUCAGGGACAAAUGAUCAAGUCAGUAACACUGCAGGGGUUAGAAACCCGAAGAAAAGAUCAAGAGCUUCUAGGCGUGCACCAACUACUGUCUUGACCACAGACACCACCAAUUUCAGAGCCAUGGUUCAGGAGUUUACAGGGAUCCCUGCACCACCCUUCACAUCCUCACCUUUCCCAAGAAGCAGGCUUGAUCUAUUUGGAACUGCAGCCUCCACUUUGAGAUCAGCUGUCUCUCACCAUUUGGACCCUUCACCGCCUCCUUACCUUUUAAGACCGUUUGCUCAAAGAUUCCAACCACCUCCACCACCAGCACCACCAUUUGCCUCUUCAGGCUCUACUGCAUCAUCAUUUUCUACUUCUAUGGUUGAUGCUAUAGCCUCCACUACUACAACUAACAUCAACAAUUCCGGUGCUUGUACUAAUAGUACUACUACUUCUAAUAUCUCCUCAACUUCCAUUAACUACCAACUACCUUCUGAUUUAGGCCUUUUGAAACAGCCGCACCACUUGCUCAACAUCAACGUCCAAAACCCAAUUCUCAAUUUCCACCCUCUUUUUCAAGCCCCUCAAAAAUAUCCACUUCCAAAUUCAACCAAUAUCCUUGGCACCACAAAAGCACAACAAGGGUCUUCUUUAGAAAUCCCAUCAAAUGAUUCACAUCUCAAAAUGGGUGGUUUAGAAGAGUUCGGGAUGAGCCACGGCCAUGUUAGCACAAACCUUACAGGGCUUCAAAAUAUAGUUUCAUCAUCAUCGUCACCAUCAGCGGAUGCGACGUUAAUGAGAAGAAGUGAUCACAACAACAAUCUUGCAAACUGGGGAGAUGGGGUUGGUUCAAAUGAGGGUGGCCAUCAUCAUCAUCAACAACAACAAGGUCUUCUAAGGUCCAUUAAUGGCAAUUACAAUAACUCAACCCAGCGUGUUACAAACGGGAAAGUUAACUUCUUGGCUUCAUCAUCAUCAGAUUUUCGUGGUGAUAAUAAGGGGCAAGAGAAUGUGGCUACAAGAAGUGAAGGUAUGAUGGAAUCGUGGAUUUGUUCUUCUGAUUAGGAAUAUAAGUUUCUUAUUAUUAGUAUAUGAUGAUCACCAUUAAGAAGUAGUAAAUGAUAACGAGAUCAUAAUCAGAGAGAGAGAACGAAGAUGAAGAGGAUAAAGCUUAAAUGGCGGUGAGUAUCUAUGUUGAUGCAUGAAAGAAAAGAAUAUUUUUUUGUCUCUCUCCAUUUGAACCAUGACUUUUGGUUAACCUAAUUAGGACAACUUUUUUUUUUCUUUGAUUUUAUUUCCUUUUUAAUCUCUCCUAGUUAUAUGUAAAUAAUAGCUUUUCUUUUUUAUUUUGACAUUUUUCCAUGUAUUAUUAAUUCAUGAUCCUUGUACAUCCCUAUACAAACGAUCAUGGCACUCUUAAUUACUUCUCCUAGCUAGCUCUUGAUAGUAAUUAAAAUGCUUUAGUUUAAUUUACGAAGUUCAA
This is a messenger RNA of Populus nigra (black poplar), 2543 nucleotides long. RefSeq lists its product as uncharacterized. The coding region runs from base 602 to 2125 and encodes 507 amino acids. The record is from RefSeq and is a predicted model, not a curated record. NCBI's taxonomy places the organism in Eukaryota, Viridiplantae, Streptophyta, Magnoliopsida, Malpighiales, Salicaceae. The transcript has 2 exons.